Colletotrichum chrysophilum is the source of this 3729-nucleotide messenger RNA. RefSeq lists its product as uncharacterized. The transcript has 8 exons. Gene Ontology annotation, cellular component: membrane. Lineage: Eukaryota; Fungi; Ascomycota; Sordariomycetes; Glomerellales; Glomerellaceae. The record is from RefSeq and is a predicted model, not a curated record. Bases 1 to 3729 code for a protein of 1242 amino acids. Gene Ontology annotation, biological process: transmembrane transport. Gene Ontology annotation, molecular function: ABC-type transporter activity; ATP binding; ATP hydrolysis activity.
AUGGGGGCCGAAGCCGAGAAAAGGGAAACCGUCCCGGCGGAGGACUUCGCUGCGGAUAGCUCCCCGGCCGACGCUGUCAAAGGGGAGGGUGGCGCCUUCAAGGCCUAUUUGAACUUGAUUUUUGGCAGCUUCGUCACGACCAUCCAGGACUUCACCACUGGAAAGUCCACUCCGGACCACUUCCGCGGCGAGGUCUCCAAGCUCGCUCUCUACUUCGUCUACCUGGGAAUCGCCAGAUUCGCACUUGCGUACGGCUACAUUUCGCUGACGACAUUCUCCGCCUACCGCAUCACGAGGAACCUUCGACACAAGUACCUCCAUGCCGCCCUCCGACAAGAGGUAGCAUUCUACGACUUUGGCACCGGCGGCUCCAUCGCGACCCAGGCCAUCUCCAACGGACGGCUAAUCCAGGCUGGAAUCGCCGAGAAGCUUGCCCUGACCUUCCAAGGACUUGCCGUCUUUGUUACCGCCUUCAUCAUCUCCUUCAUCACGCAAUGGAAGCUCACGCUUAUCGUUGUCGGCAUUGCGCCCCUCAUUCUCGUCGUUAUGGGUGUUGCCUCAACCUUCGAGGCUGCCCUUGAGACCAAGAUCCUCGAUACCUACGCCCAGGCAGGUUCCUUCUCCGAAGGUAUCCUCGCAAGUGCUCGAACCGUUCACGCAUUCGAAAUCAGGUCAAGACUGGUUCAGAAAUUUGACAAGUUUCUGCAAGACGCCCAUAAUCUCGGAAACAAGAAGUCGCCCCUUUUCGGUAUCCUGUUUUCCUUCGAGUACUUCGUCAUUUACGCCGGCUUCGCCCUUGCCUUCUGGCAGGGCAUCCACAUGAUGAACCGUGGUGAGAUUACCGAGUCUGGAGAUAUUUUCACCGUUCUUCUUUCCGUUGUCAUUGGUACUACUGCUCUGACCAUGUUGACCCCGUACAUCAUCGAGUUCACCCGUGCCGCUUCCGCCGCAGCUCAUUUGUUCAAGCUCAUCGACCGGCCUUCGGAAAUCGAUCCGUUCGACAAGUCGGGUGAGCAGCCAACUGACACUGUUGGAGUCGUCGACCUGGAGAACAUCACCUUUUCGUACCCUACCAGACCUGGCGUUACUGUGCUGGACAACUUCUCUCUGCACAUCCCCGCGGGCAAGGUCACCGCUCUUGUGGGCUCCAGCGGUUCCGGAAAGAGUACCAUCAUUGGCUUGAUUGAGCGCUGGUACAACCCCAAGGCUGGCACCAUCAAGCUUGACGGCAAACCAAUCGAUCGUCUCAACCUCAACUGGCUUCGUAAGAAUGUCCGUCUUGUCCAACAGGAACCCAUUCUGUUCCAGGGCACAGUCUUCGACAACAUUGCCAAUGGAUUGGUCGGAACCCAGUGGGAGAAUGCCCCGCGGGAGGAGCAAAUGCAGCGGGUGCAAGAGGCCGCCAAGAUUGCCUUUGCGCACGACUUUGUCUCACAGCUUCCAGAGGGUUAUGACACCAUGAUUGGUGAGCGCGGUGGUCUCCUUUCAGGUGGACAGAAGCAACGUGUGGCCAUCGCUCGCAGCAUCAUCUCGCAGCCCAAGGUUCUCCUGCUGGACGAGGCUACCAGUGCUCUCGACCCGCACGCGGAGGGUGUCGUCCAACAGGCUCUCGACAAGGCCUCUGAAGGUCGCACCACAAUUACCAUCGCGCACAAACUAGCAACGAUUCGCAAGGCAGACAACAUCGUCGUGAUGAACAAGGGCAAGAUUGUGGAGCAGGGAACUCACGAGGGACUUCUCAAGCAGGACGGCGCGUACACCCGUCUCGUUAGAGCCCAGAAUCUGUCUGUUUCUGAAGAGGGAUCUAUCACCGAGACUGAGGGAGAUGACGACGAUUCUGCCCCGAAAGAGAACAUCGAGAUGACCAAGACUAUGAGUCGGUACCGGACUGCAGACCAGAACCGCAUGGAGCUCCAAAAGGAGCGUGACAACUACGACCAUCACAAGCAGCAGGGCCUCAUCAGCGUGGUUAUCAGAAUGGUUCGCGAGACCCCAGAGUUGAACUGGGCUUACUUUAGCACCUUGGUUGCCGUUGUUGUAGCUGCUGGUGCAUUCCCUGGUCAAUCUUUGAUCAUCGCCAACCUCGUCGACGUCUUUACUCUGACAGGCUCAGAAAUGAUCUCCAAAGGCAACUUCUAUUCUCUGAUGUUCUUCGUUCUCGCUCUCGGCGUCUUUGUCUGCUACUUUGCUAUGGGCUGGACGACCAACACAAUUGCACAGGGCCUCAAUCACAAGCUCCGUAAGCAGGCUCUCAACGAUUUCCUCCGACAAGACCUCCAAUUCUUCGACCGCAGAGAGAACAACACUGGCGCUCUGGCCAGCAAGCUUGAGUCCAAUCCGCAGUCCAUCUUGGAGCUCAUGGGUUUCAACAUUGGCCUCAUCUUGAUCUCGACCCUCAACGUAGUGGCUUGCAGUAUCCUGGCCAUUGCUACCACCUGGAAGCUUGGUCUGGUUGUUGUGCUCGCCGGUCUCCCGCCCUUGGUGAGCUCGGGGUAUAUCAAGGUCCGCCUGGACUCCAAGCUCGACAACAGCACGUCGAAGCGCUACUCUGCCAGCGCUGCCAUCGCCUCGGAGUCGGUCACCGCCAUCAGGACAGUCUCGUCUUUGGCUAUUGAGGAGUCCGUUCUGAAGAGAUACACAGACGAACUUGACCACGCAGUCAGGGCUUCAACGGCACCGCUCUUCACCAUGACCGUUGCCUUUGGUCUUACUCAAUGCAUCGAGUACUUUUUCAUGGCUCUUGGCUUCUGGUACGGCUGCCGACUGUUGUCUUUCAACGAGAUUAGCAUGUACCAGUUCUUCGUCGCCUUCAUGGGCACGUUCUUCUCCGGUCAAGCCGCCGCACAACUCUUCCAGUACUCCAGCAGCAUGACCAAGGGUAUCAACGCCGCAAACUACCUCUUCUGGCUUCACGAUCUCCAGCCAACCAUCCAGGAGACGCCCGACAACCACGACAAGGCCCCCAAGUCAGGCACCUCUCUCGACUUUGAUCACCUGAAGUUUUCCUACCCCCUCCGUCCCGAAGCCCACGUCCUGCGCGGCGUCGAUCUGGAGAUCAAGAAGGGCCAAUUCGUCGCCCUGGUAGGCGCCUCCGGCUGCGGAAAGAGCACCAUGAUCGCCAUGCUCGAGCGCUUCUACGACCCAACAACCGGCACGAUCCGCAUCGACGGCGACGCCGCCCUCUCCGAGCUCAACCCGCGCCUCUACCGCCAGUUCGUCGCCCUCGUCCAGCAGGAGCCGACCCUCUUCCAGGGCAGCAUCCGCGAGAACAUCGCCCUGGGCAUCGACUCCGACUCUCUCACCGACGUGCCCGACGCGCAGAUCGAGCAGGCCUGCCGCGCGGCCAACGCCUGGGACUUUGUCUCGUCCCUCCCCGAAGGCCUCGGCACCCCCUGCGGAAGCAGCGGCAUGCAGCUGUCCGGCGGCCAGAGGCAGCGCAUCGCGAUCGCGAGAGCUCUGAUCCGCAACCCGAGGAUCCUGCUGCUCGACGAGGCGACGAGCGCGCUGGACACGGAGUCGGAGAAGAUUGUGCAGCGGGCGCUCAACGAGGCGGCGCGCGACGGCGAGAGGAUCACGAUCGCUGUCGCCCAUCGUCUAUCCACAGUCAAGGACGCGGACAUCAUCUGCGUGUUUUACGGGGGCAGGAUCGUGGAGAAGGGGACGCACGCGCAGUUGGUAGCCAAGGGUGGCAUGUACAAGCAAAUGUGCGAGGCGCAGAAUCUCGAGUAG